CUGAGCAACAUCUUGUGCACAACAUUUAUUAUUUAAAAAUAUUUAUUAACAACUUUUGGCAACUAAAACUAAAUCAAAUCUAUGUAUUUUUAGUGCUAAUCACCUACCAGUAAUUUCCUUGUUUGUUUCCAAAAAGUUACACCUUUUUGUCUCACAUUAUUAAUAAAUAUUUUUUGACACAACACAAUGGCUGAAGUAGCUUCUAUCAAAGAUUCUGUGUCAGGCUUGGCAGACUUCUUUAAACAGCAGAUGGCUGAGUUUCAAAGUAGCCUCAGCAAAGCAGACCCAGCUAGCCCCACGGUUGCUUCAGUGUCAUCCAGCUUUGCCGCCUUCAAGGAGUUUGUACUGAAAGCUCUCGACAUGCUUCAAAAGCAAGUGGAUCUUGUGACUCGCCAGGUGGAUCAAAUAGAGAUACGCUCCCGUCGCAGCAUGCUGCUGGUGCAUGGUAUCGCAGAGGCAGAGUCUGAAGAUACAGCGGUUCUUGUGGUCAAUGCACUUCAGGCCACCCGUGACAACUUAGCCGCUGUGGAUAUCAAGCGAAGCCAUCGGUUGGGCGGGCGCAGUGGCCGCGACAAGAAACCUCGCGUUGUUCUUGUUGAGUUUAAAGACACUGCAAUCCGAGACGACGUUUGGUUCAACAAAGUGGAACUAAAGGGUUCCGGGGUGACGCUGGGUGAGUUUUUAACUAAGCCGCGACACGCUGCGUUCAUGGAGGCCCGCGAACGCUUUGGCAUCCGCAGCUGCUGGACGCGAAACGGUGACGUGUAUAUCCUCGGGAAGGAUGGGGUGAAGCAUCGUGCGAACUCCAUUACUGAAGUCAAGUCUCUUCCAACCACACUGUCCGCUGCUGUGGCAGCGCCUGCCGGACCGUCCGUGGCCUUAUCUCCGACCCCGAUUAAUAAGGCAGCUCCCGAGGCGAAGCAAGAGCCGAAUAAGAGGUCCAAGCGUGGAGUCUCGAAGUCCCGAUCAUAAGAUGAUUGUUUGAUGACUAUUAAUACUGUUCUGUGCGAGGCGAACUCUUGAAUUUGAUCGUGUUAUAAUCCUGUUUUUCUGUUUGUUCGCAAUUAGUCGGGUAACAUGUUAUAUUCUACCUCCUUUUUUAUUUCAUUUAAU
Molecule: messenger RNA, 1113 nt
Organism: Cydia pomonella (codling moth)
Lineage: Eukaryota; Metazoa; Arthropoda; Insecta; Lepidoptera; Tortricidae
Exons: 1
Coding region: 187-972 (261 amino acids)
Source: RefSeq, a predicted model, not a curated record